Tachysurus fulvidraco (yellow catfish) is the source of this 5608-nucleotide messenger RNA. It is a transcript of the gene unc13bb, whose product is annotated as unc-13 homolog Bb (C. elegans). The transcript has 41 exons. The coding region runs from base 539 to 5149 and encodes 1536 amino acids. The record is from RefSeq and is a predicted model, not a curated record. Gene Ontology annotation, molecular function: phospholipid binding; calmodulin binding; syntaxin-1 binding. Lineage: Eukaryota; Metazoa; Chordata; Actinopteri; Siluriformes; Bagridae. Gene Ontology annotation, biological process: synaptic vesicle priming; synaptic vesicle maturation; synaptic transmission, glutamatergic. Gene Ontology annotation, cellular component: presynaptic active zone cytoplasmic component; terminal bouton; presynaptic membrane.
CCCGCCCUGUGGCUCAUUCCGCUUUUCCUCUGUUAUAGGACGUUUUUUUUUUGUAAUCAUGGCGAAGGGAAGCUGCGUGAGUCUGGACGUGGCACCUGUAGGGCAUUUCAUCACUGUAGUAGAAGAAAUAAAGUGACUUUGAUAAAAUGUAAAGUUUGGAAAUGUGUCAGGACGAGAAGCUGACUUGUUUUCUGAUAAAACAAUCCAUAUAACUGGAGAGGAAAAAGCUUGACAUGUCACUGCUGUGUGUCAGAGUGCGUGAACCAGCAUCUGAGAUGAGGCUUAGUUUCCAUCGUUUCGCCCAACAUUAACGGUUAGACAUUAAGCAUCAGGGAUUCAGGAGGCGUGAGGGACACAUCACAAUGGAAAAGUUAAUGGAGGUUUCUCACGUAACUUCAGUCCAAAGCCGAUCCUUAAGAAAGCCAAACUCCACGGGCCUCUGGACAAAUUCAACGCCUACGUGACCCUGAAGGUGCAGAAUGUCAAGAGUACGACCAUCACGGUGCGAGGACACCAGCCGUGCUGGGAGCAGGACUUCAUGUUCGAGAUCAACCGCUUGGACCUGGGGCUCAUCGUGGAGGUUUGGAAUAAAGGGCUCAUCUGGGACACCAUGCUGGGGACGGCAUGGAUCCCCCUCAAAAGCAUCCGGCACUCAGAGGAGGAAGGCCCAGGAGAUUGGACGUUUCUGCACUCGGAGGUUUUGAUGAAGGCCGAUGAAAUCUACGGCACCAAGAACCCGACACCGCACCGGGUGCUUCUGGACGCCCGCUUCGAGCUUCCGUUUGAAAUUCCAGAGGACGAGGCUCGCUACUGGUCCAAUAAACUGGACAGCAUCAAUACCAUGGGGAUGCACGAUGAGUUUCUGCUGCAGGAUGACGGAGUAAGACGUCCUCUUCCCUUAGCAGCGUCUCAGUGUUCAUUGGAUGAUCUAGACAGCGCAAUGGACGAUCGGGACAGUGAUUACAGGAGUGAAACAAGCAACAGUUUACCCCCACGCUACCACACUACAGCUCAAUCCAACUCCUCUGUGCACCAGUACCCGGUGGGGCCACGUUUUCCACAACACCCAGACUCCUGCACAGACUCGGUGCAUAGUUUUGAACUGGACUAUAGAGACCAUCAUCCAAGCAGUCCUGCUGGCAGUAGUCGUUUUGGAUCUUCAGGAAACCUCAGUCAAGCUAGUUCUCCACUAAGUGAAAUGGGCCAGGAGACUGUAACAGGUUCAGAGCUAAAGGAGUCCUACCACUCAUUCCAUAGUACAGGAUAUCGCCCUCCUGCAAAAGGUCACUACCCAACCAACGGACAUACCUCCUGGGCAGAGCAUGAGGGGUUAAAAUCUGCUCAAGAGAAGGAAAAGGAUGAAAGCAGCGUCUUAAAUAAAGACAAUGUUCCCCAAAUGGAGAAAAGGACAGAAAUAUCUCAAAAAAGUUUCCAGGAUGACGGAUCUGCGUCGUCUGUCUCUGCUUCUCGAGUGCGCUGGAUAAAAGCUUUCAACAAAGUGAGGCUUCAGCUUCAAGAGGGCCAGGACAAUGGAGACAAUUCCAGACAUGACUGGGUCAAAGAAGGAAGUGGGAGUGGCCUGUUUGGGAUUGAUAGCAUGCCAGACUUGCGGAAGAGGAAACCAAUCCCUCUUGUUAGCGAUGUGGCACUGGUUCAGGCCAGAAAAGCAGGUAUUGCAUCUGCCAUGGCUUCCCGAGCCUCCAUUAAAGACGAGGAGCUGAAGAACCACGUGUAUAAGAAAACGCUGCAGGCUCUGAUCUACCCGAUCUCAUGCACUACGCCGCAUAACUUCGAGAUUUGGACGGCGACGACGCCGACGUACUGCUACGAGUGUGAAGGGCUGCUGUGGGGUAUCGCGCGGCAGGGAAUGAGAUGCACCGAGUGUGGGGUCAAAUGUCAUGAGAAGUGUCAGGAGCUCCUCAAUGCAGACUGCCUGCAGCGCGCGGCAGAGAAAAGUUCGAAGCAUGGCGCCGAAGAUCGCACGCAGAACAUCAUCAUGGCCAUGAAGGACCGCAUGAAGAUCAGGGAGAGGAACAAACCCGAGAUCUUCGAGCUCAUCAGGGAUGUGUUCAUGAUCGGCAAAACACUCCAUGGCCAGCAGAUGAAGACCAUCAAACAGAGCGUUCUGGACGGGACCUCCAAAUGGUCGGCUAAGAUCAACAUCACCGUAAUGUGUGCACAGGGUCUGCAGGCCAAAGAUAAGACAGGCUCCAGCGACCCUUACGUGACGGUCCAAGUGGGAAAGACGAAGAAGCGCACCAAGACCAUCUUUGGCAACUUGAACCCAGUUUGGGAGGAGAAGUUUCAUUUUGAGUGCCACAACUCGUCAGACCGCAUUAAGGUGCGCGUGUGGGAUGAAGACGAUGACAUCAAGUCCCGAGUGAAGCAGAGGCUGAAGAGGGAGUCUGAUGAUUUCCUGGGACAGAGCAUCAUCGAGGUGCGAACACUCAGUGGAGAGAUGGACGUCUGGUACAACCUGGAAAAAAGGACUGAUAAGUCGGCGGUGUCUGGCGCUAUCCGUCUACAAAUCAGUGUGGAAAUUAAAGGAGAAGAGAAAGUGGCUCCGUACCACGUGCAGUACACCUGUCUACACGAGAACCUCUUCCACCACACCACAGACGUGCUCGGUCAGGGUGCGGUGAAGAUCCCGGACACUCGCGGCGACGACGCCUGGAAGGUCUAUUUUGACGACGUGGCUCAGGAAAUAGUGGACGAGUUUGCAAUGCGUUAUGGGGUCGAGUCCAUCUACCAGGCCAUGACGCACUUUGCUUGUCUUUCAUCUAAAUACAUGUGUCCUGGUGUUCCUGCUGUGAUGAGCACCCUGCUGGCCAACAUUAAUGCCUUCUACGCUCACACCACCGCCUCCACCAAUGUCUCGGCCUCCCACCGCUUCUCCGCCUCCAACUUCGGGAAAGAAAGGUUCGUCAAACUCUUGGACCAGCUGCACAAUUCCUUACGCAUCGAUCUGUCCAUGUACCGCAAUAACUUCCCUGCUAGCAGUAAGGAGCGUCUGCAGGACCUGAAGUCCACUGUGGAUCUGCUCACCAGCAUCACUUUCUUCAGGAUGAAGGUGCAGGAACUGCAGAGCCCUCCGAGAGCCAGCCAGGUGGUGCGAGACUGUGUGAAAGCCUGCCUCAACUCCACCUAUGAUUACAUCUUUAACAACUGCCAAGAGCUGUACAGUCGCCAAUACCAGCCUGGAGGAGAAACGAAUAAAGACGAAGCUGCUCUAGAAGAACAGGGUCCGAGCAUCAAGAACCUGGACUUCUGGCCCAAACUCAUCACACUGAUAGUUUCAAUUAUAGAGGAGGAUCGCAACUCGUACACACCUGUCCUCAACCAGUUUCCUCAGGAGAUGAACGUAGGGAAAGUGUGUGCCGAGGUGAUGUGGGUUCAGUUCUCACAGGAUAUGAAAUAUGCCAUGGAGGAGCACGAGAAGCAUCGGCUUUGUAAGAGUGCUGACUACAUGAACUUGCACUUUAAGGUGAAGUGGCUCUAUAACGAGUACGUAAAGGAUCUUCCUACCUUCAAUGGAGUCGUUCCAGAUUACCCCAUGUGGUUCAUGCAGUUCGUGCUGCAGUGGUUGGACGAGAACGAGGACGUGUCCAUGGAGUUCAUGCACGGCGCUCUCGAGAGGGACAAGAAGGACGGCUUUCAGCAGACAUCUGAGCACGCUCUGUUCUCCUGCUCCGUGGUGGAUGUGUUCACGCAGCUCAACCAGAGCUUUGAGAUUAUUAAGAAGCUGGAAUGCCCUGAUCCCAAAGUCAUGGCCCUCUACAGUCGCCGCUUCGCCAAGACUAUUGCUAAGGUCCUGCUGCAAUACAGUGCCAUUUUGAAGAAGAGUUUUCCAUCCUACUGUGACAAGGAGAAGAUUCCCUGCAUCCUGAUGAACAACGUGCAACAGCUACGAGUUCAACUCGAGAAGAUGUUCGAGUCCAUGGGAGCUAAACAGGUGGACCCCAUGAGUACAAAGAUGGACACAGAAGCCAGUGACACACUCAAUGAGCUCCAGGUGAAGCUGAACAACGUGCUGGAUGAGUUGAGCUCCACGUUUUCAAAUACUUUUCAGAGUCGUAUUGAUGAGUGCACACGGCAGAUGGCGAGUCUGCUCUACCAGAUUAAAGGUCCAGCGAACGCCAGCAGCCGUAACCAAGUGGAGGCCGAUUCAGACAACAUGCUCCGCCCCCUCAUGGAUUUCCUGGACGGAAAUUUGAUGCUGUUCGCCUCGGUGUGUGAGAAGACCGUUUUGAAGCGGGUUCUGAAGGAGUUGUGGAGGAUCGUGAUGAACAGUCUGGAGAAGACCAUCGUCCUGCCUCAAGGCAACGACAGCUUUGGCAACAUAUUUUCCGCGGCCAAAGAUCUCGGCCAGCUCUCCAAGCUCAAGGAUCACAUGUCCGGAGAAGCCAAAAGCCUCACGCCUAAGCAGUGUGCGGUGAUGGACGUGGCUCUGGACACUAUAAAGCAAUACUUUCACGCUGGAGGAAACGGGCUAAAGAAAGCCUUCCUGGAGAAGAGCGCUGAGCUCUCGUCGCUCCGUCACGCCCUCUCACUUUAUACACAGACCACCGACACGCUCAUCAAGACCUUCGUCACCACGCAGCACGCCCAGGGCUCAGGUGUGGAGAAGCCUUUAGGAGAGGUGUCCAUUCAGAUUGAUCUGUUCACUCAUCCAGGCACAGGAGAGCACAAGGUCACGGUUAAAGUCGUGGCAGCGAACGAUCUGAGGUGGCAGACAUCCGGAAUGUUCCGUCCCUUCGUGGAGGUGACGAUGAUCGGGCCGCACCUCAACGACAAGAAACGCAAAUUCACCACCAAAUCCAAGAACAACAGCUGGGCGCCGAAAUUCAACGAGACUUUCCACUUCAUCCUGGGGAACGAGGACGGCCCAGACUGUUACGAGCUGCAGGUGUGCGUGAAGGACUACUGUUUUGGCCGAGCGGACCGCGUGGUGGGCGUGGCCGUCAUCCAGCUGCGUGACGUGGCUCAGCGAGCGAGCUGCGCCUGCUGGUGUCCGCUGGGCCCUCAGGUGCACAUGGACGACACGGGGCUGACUGUGCUGCGCAUCCUGUCCCAGCGCUCGGGGGACGAGGUGGCCAGAGAGUUCGUCAAGCUCAAAUCAGAAACGCGCUCAGCCGAGGAGGGGAGAUGAGAACCUCGAGAACCUCAGAGCAGUGGUGAAGGAAUAUAACAGUGGAUAUAAGUGCUUUCUAUUAGUACUGGAAGGAUCCAUAGGUGAGGAGAUUCACCUGUCCUGUUUCUUGCGUUGUGGUUUUGGAGGAUGGAGGACAAAUUUACCAGGACGUCCUGUCCUUCAGGCCAUCCAAUCAAGAUAGUGUUUUAAAAAGCAAGCAACUUCUCUUUCAUAUGAAAACUCUCUCUCUCUUUCUCUCUCUCUCUCUCUCUCUCUCUUUCUCCUUGUUACUCUAUUACUUUCUCAAAAGUAAGAUUUGUCGAUUGCCUACUGUGUGUGUGUUUGUAAAUGUGAGUCUGUGUGUGUGUGUGUGUGUGGGAGAGUGUUUGUAAAUGUGAGUGUGUGUGUGAGAGAGAUUGUAAGUGUGAGAGAGAUUGUGUGAGUGUUUGUAAAUGUGAGUGUGUGUGGGUGUGAGAG